Chroicocephalus ridibundus (black-headed gull) is the source of this 1558-nucleotide messenger RNA. RefSeq names its product leptin receptor overlapping transcript like 1 (gene LEPROTL1). Gene Ontology annotation, cellular component: endosome. Gene Ontology annotation, biological process: negative regulation of growth hormone receptor signaling pathway; late endosome to vacuole transport via multivesicular body sorting pathway. The transcript has 5 exons. The record is from RefSeq and is a predicted model, not a curated record. The coding region runs from base 1 to 513 and encodes 170 amino acids. Lineage: Eukaryota; Metazoa; Chordata; Aves; Charadriiformes; Laridae.
AUGACAGCCCUGAGAGGGCUCUCUGGCCGGAAGUGGCCCCCGGCGGGGGCCGCUUCCGCUUCCCGCUGGACGCUAGUUCCGCUUCCCGGCGCGCAGCCCCUCCGCCAGUGCGGCGCCAUGGCCGGUAUCAAAGCCCUGAUCAGCCUGUCCUUCGGGGGAGCCGUCGGCUUGAUGUUCCUGAUGCUGGGAUGCGCUCUUCCCCAGUACAACCAGUACUGGCCACUGUUUGUUCUGUUUUUUUACAUCCUUUCUCCUAUCCCAUACUGCAUAGCAAGAAGAUUGGUAGAUGACACAGAUGCUACAAGUAAUGCCUGCAAGGAGCUAGCAAUAUUUCUUACAACAGGCAUUGUUGUCUCAGCAUUUGGGCUGCCGAUAGUGUUUGCAAGAGCAGAACUGAUUUACUGGGGUGCAUGUGCACUUGUUCUUACGGGGAAUACGGUCAUCUUCGCCACAAUCCUAGGAUUUUUCUUGGUCUUUGGCAGCAAUGACGACUUCAGCUGGCAGCAGUGGUGAAAGGAAGAUAAGAGAACUAUCCCAGGCAUCUUCUCAUGCAGUGGCCAUCCAUACAAAUGAGAGAAUGGGCAAUAAAGAGAAGUAGCAUAGCAAGCCUCUUGAGUAUUCUAGAUGCUCCUUUUCACCUUGUUCGUUCUGAGUGUACUACUGUUGCUGACAAGGUUUCUACAUUUUUAUGAAGCGGAGAGAUUAUUGGUUUCAUUUUUACCUAUGGUAUGUUUUUAGGUGCUCUCUUUGUUUAAAAUUGUCAUCCUUCUGUCCGGUGUUUAUGUGAAGCUUUAAAUCUGGAACAAGAACAUUUAGACAUGGUUUCAAAGAAGACUUAAAGUUGGGGAUUUUUUUUUUAAGUUAAGCAUUAAUACUGUGUUUCAAAAUAACUUUUUUUUUUAAUACAGUGAUUAAAUUAUGUACAAGCUGAACUGAGGUAAGAGAUUGUGCACCACUAUUGUCAAUUACCAGAUCAACAGAUUGUUGUUAUAUUUCAGCAGAGGCAAGGCGGGGCGGGGAGUACCAGUUGCAGAUUUUUAUUCUGCCCAUACCUCAAACUGGGUGAUGAAUGUUGACAGCCUUCAUUUCAGGAGAAGGCUGAAGAGCAGGUAGAGUUAUUUGGGAGAAGUCCUAAAUUUUAACAGUGCUAGCACUUUUACCUGCUUUGUUAUCAGUUCUUGCGUGGAUGUGACAUUCAAAUACUCUGUAAAUGUAUUGAUGCUAUGACAUAUAAAACUAAAGUGUAUUGUAGGGGAAGGGAAAAUUAUGUUUAAAUUCCAUUUUUAAAAAAAAAUCUUUUGAACUCUUUCUAUUUAUAAGUAUUGUAUGGUUUUGAACUUUUAUGUCAACUUUUUACCACAAAGAUGGUAAAAUGUUCAUUUAUGGAACUACUGGUCUACGUUAAUUUGAAGCAUAUACAAAGCUAUUUCCUCCUUACCCUUUUUAAUUUAUUUUAUACAUAGUAUAUAUAUAUAUAAAAAAAUAAACCAGCUUUUCAAAUGUAGAUUAAAACUUUGUGUUAAACUUGCUUAAGAAUGACUUUUAUUUUUUUUUCCCC